Molecule: messenger RNA, 2109 nt
Organism: Lagopus muta (rock ptarmigan)
Lineage: Eukaryota; Metazoa; Chordata; Aves; Galliformes; Phasianidae
Gene: SF3A3
Product: splicing factor 3a subunit 3
Exons: 17
Coding region: 64-1569 (501 amino acids)
Biological process (GO): mRNA splicing, via spliceosome
Cellular component (GO): nucleus; spliceosomal complex
Molecular function (GO): zinc ion binding; RNA binding
Source: RefSeq, a predicted model, not a curated record
UUCCGGUAGCGCACAGCUGCGCCGGAAGUAGCGCGCUUCGACUUCCGGGCGGGACGCGAGAGGAUGGAGACGAUUCUGGAGCAGCAGCGGCGUUAUCAUGAGGAGCGGGAGCGGCUGAUGGACGUCAUGGUGAAGGAGAUGCUCACCAAGAAGUCCACGCUCCGCGAUCAGAUCAACUCCGACCACCGGACGCGGGCCAUGCAGGACAGGUACAUGGAAGUGAGCGGCAACCUGAGGGACCUGUAUGACGACAAGGACGGCUUACGGAAGGAAGAGCUCAGCGCCAUUUCAGGGCCAAAUGAAUUUGCAGAAUUCUACAACAGACUGAAACAAAUCAAAGAGUUUCACCGGAAGCAUCCCAAUGAGAUUUGUGUUCCCAUGUCCGUGGAGUUUGAGGAACUGUUGAAGGCCAGAGACAACCCAAGUGAAGAAGCUCAAAACCUGGUGGAGUUCACAGAUGAAGAAGGGUACGGGCGCUACUUGGAUCUGCACGACUGCUAUCUGAAAUACAUUAAUCUGAAAUCAUCAGAGAAACUGGAUUACAUCACUUAUCUGUCCACGUUUGACCAACUCUUUGACAUCCCCAAAGAGAGAAAAAAUGCUGAAUAUAAGAGGUAUCUUGAAAUGCUUCUUGAGUACCUACAGGAGUACACAGAUCGAGUGAAACCAUUACUGGACCAGAAUGAACUGUUUGGGAAAAUUCAGACUGAGUUUGAGAAGAAGUGGGAGAACGGAACAUUCCCUGGCUGGCCGAAAGAGACCAGCAGUGCCCUCACUCACGCUGGAGCCCACCUGGAUCUCUCAGCGUUUUCCUCUUGGGAGGAAUUGGCCUCCCUAGGACUGGACAGAUUGAAAUCAGCAUUAUUGGCACUGGGGCUGAAAUGUGGCGGGACUCUGGAAGAGCGUGCGCAGAGACUUUUUAGUACUAAAGGCAAGUCCCUGGAAGCACUGGAUCCUUCCUUGUUUGCUAAGAAUCCAAAGACAAAGGGAAUCAAAAGAGACACUGAAAGAAAUAAAGAUCUUGCAUUCCUGGAAGCUCAGAUAUAUGAAUAUGUAGAAGUUCUUGGGGAACAGAGACACCUCACUCAUGAGAACGUGCAGCGUAAGCAGGCGCGGACAGGGGAGGAGAGGGAGGAGGAGGAAGAAGAGCAGAUCAGCGAGAGCGAGAGCGAAGAUGAAGAAAAUGAAAUCAUUUAUAAUCCUAAAAAUCUGCCCCUUGGUUGGGAUGGCAAGCCAAUCCCGUACUGGUUGUAUAAAUUGCAUGGUUUAAACAUCAACUACAACUGUGAGAUCUGUGGUAACUACACCUACAGAGGGCCCAAAGCUUUUCAACGCCAUUUUGCAGAGUGGCGUCACGCUCACGGGAUGAGAUGCCUGGGCAUUCCCAACACUGCACAUUUUGCCAAUGUCACACAGAUUGAGGAUGCUGUCUCACUGUGGGCAAAGCUGAAACUACAGAAGGCUUCAGAGAGGUGGCAGCCUGAUACAGAGGAGGAAUAUGAGGACUCCAGUGGGAAUGUGGUGAACAAGAAGACCUACGAAGACUUGAAACGUCAGGGGCUGCUGUAACUUUUCCCAGGUGAAGGAUUUCACAUCAGAAAAAAAAAAGAAGUGUCACCAGCUCCAGUUCUUCAGCUUAUUGAUUUUUUUUCUACUUGCAUGAACAUAGGAUACUUUAUAGAAUCGCUUUCUAGUAAGCCCUCUGUGAGAAGCAGCCUUGUGAUGUUAUUUUAUAUUAAAAACCUUAAAAAUAAAUGGAUUUUAACUUAGGAAGUGCUGAAAAUGCGUCUCCUUUUGUAUGCUGGAAGGAGGAGAUUUGAUAAUGGUGUCUUUCAGAAACUUUCUACACGGUUUGAAUUGUUAGAAACAAUUACUUGUCUCUUAUUCCAGUGCUGAUGGAAGUUUUUAUGAUGAGGACUGCCUUUAAAGCACACACGAGCAUUGCAUGCUGACAAUCUUGUACUGUAUAAUAGUUUAAUGUCUGUCUGUGCUCCUUUGCAGAGCAGAUAUUUGACUUGCAUUGCUGCUUUGGCUUCAAGUCUGGCUUCCUGUGAGGCUUUGGCUACUGGGAUUUUUUUCAGGGAACCAAUAAAUGAGUUUUGUUUAGGA